CGGCGCGCGGGAAGCCGGCUCCGGCUGGUGCGGCGGCGGCUGGGCCCGUUACGGGGAUCUUCCGCCGGCCCGACCCCCGGCUGGGCCCGAUCGCAUGCUGGGCCCGCGCGUGGAGCUGGGGCGGCAUGAAGUGCCUGGUCACCGGAGGCAACGUGAAGGUGCUCGGCAAAGCCGUCCACUCCCUGUCCCGGAUCGGGGAUGAGCUCUACCUGGAACCCUUGGAUGAUGGGCUCUCCCUCCGGACCGUGAACUCUUCCCGUUCCGCCUAUGCCUGCUUUCUCUUUGCCCCGCUCUUCUUCCAGCAGUACCAGGUGGCCACCUCUGAUCAGGACACAGUGCGCUGUAAGAUACAGAUGAAGUCCUUCCUGUCCGUCUUCCGCUCUCUGGCAACACUGGAGAAGACUGUGGAAAAGUGCUGCAUCUCCCUGGGUAGCCGGAGCAGCAGCUUGGUGAUCCAGCUGCACUGCAAGUAUGGGGUGACGAAGACUCACAACCUGUCCCUCCAGGACUGUGAAUCCCUGCAGGCUGUCUUCAACCCGGCCUCAUGCCCCCAUGUGCUCCGAGCCCCAGCAAGAGUACUGGGCGAUGCCAUCCUGCCCUUCUCCCCGGCGCUGGCUGAAGUGACACUGGGCAUUGGCCGUGGACGUCGGGUCAUUCUGCGCAGCUACCAGGAGGAAGAGGCAGACAGCACUGUCAAAGCCAUGGUGACUGAGAUGAGCAUUGGGGAAGAGGAUUUCCAGCAACUGCAGGCUCCGGAAGGGGCGGCCAUCACAUUCUGCCUCAAGGAAUUCAGGGGCCUCCUGAGCUUUGCAGAGUCAGCAAACUUGCCCCUUAGCAUUCACUUUGAUGCCCCAGGAAGGCCAGCCAUCUUCACCAUUGAGGACUCGCUGCUGGACGGCCACUUUGUUUUGGCCACCCUCGCAGACCGGGACCCACACUUGCAGUGCCUGGGCUCCCCGGAGCUCCCCAGGACAGCGCCUCAGCUGCAGGCUCACAGCACAUCCCAGCUGGAUGACUUUGCCAGUGAUGACAUUGACUCGUACAUGAUUGCUAUGGAAACUGCCGUAGGCAGCUCCAGCUCCCGGGCACAACCCUCCAUUUCCUUUUCACCUGGCUUCCAGACCUCCCACGACCCCAGCCUCCACUCAGAUGAAGAGGCUGAGCCUAGCACAGUGCCUGGCACCCCCCCACCCAAGAAGUUCCGCUCGCUGUUCUUUGGCUCCAUCCUAGCUCCUGUACACUCCCGCCAGGGCCCCAGCCCUGUGCUGGCGGAAGACAGUGAUGGUGAGGGCUGAGCUGAGAAGCUGAAGGCCGUGGACUAAGCCCCAGCCAGGGGAGGACAGGGGCUCUGGCCAGGGCAUGGGAUGGGGGCCGGGGCCGUGCUGGUAGUUCUGCUGCUUCCUGCAGGCCCCACUCGACCAUGUUUGGCUUGAGCCCUGUCAUCUCCUCCCAGACUGCAACCAAUCAUGCCUCUUCCCAGAUUUGGUGCCUAGAAAAGCCAUCUGACAGGAGGGUCCUCAGCCCUUAAUCAUCACAGAGCCUUAAGCUAGGUUCUAGCCAACUAACUGGCCAAGGCUGAAAGCCUGCCCUCUAAGAAAAGAAAUCAUAGUGCUACUGAUUUACUGCCCAUCAUGAACUGCCCCUCCCCCAGACACCACUGGGACCACCGCCCCUGUGGCUGGUAGUUUCUCUUAUUUUCUCAAUACUUUGGCCCUGCCUUGGAAUUUUAAGAGCCUCUGAACUCGACGCUGUGCCUGGGUUGCCCUGGCUGGGCCUGUGCCCGGCAAGCCUGCCUUCCCCAGUGGCUUUGUGUGGAAGGGCUGCCAGGCCCAAUGCUUGGGACAAGGAAACAGGCCAUGGCGAGAAUC
This is a messenger RNA of Perognathus longimembris pacificus (Pacific pocket mouse), 1868 nucleotides long. RefSeq names its product RAD9 checkpoint clamp component A (gene Rad9a). The transcript has 11 exons. The record is from RefSeq and is a predicted model, not a curated record. The coding region runs from base 126 to 1295 and encodes 389 amino acids. Gene Ontology annotation, cellular component: checkpoint clamp complex. Lineage: Eukaryota; Metazoa; Chordata; Mammalia; Rodentia; Heteromyidae. Gene Ontology annotation, biological process: cellular response to ionizing radiation; DNA replication checkpoint signaling; DNA repair.